UCUCACGUCAAGAAAGCUACUCAAACAUUAAACAAAAGAAGAAGAGGGAAAAAAAAAAAAUAGAAAAAUUCCUCUCCAGAGUCUAAAUGAAGCCAACGCAUCAAUCAGACAACCUUAUAUAUCAGGACACAACUCCUAUUUUAUACCUACCACAACCUGUCAACCACCUAGCUGACAUUUACAAGGGAGUUUCUUCUUCAUCUAUCUCUCUGUCUCUUCUGUUUCUGUAUAUAGCAGUUGGAGUUAAACUUAUCUGGGAUCUUCCAGAAUCUGGUCGGAAGUAUCAAUCUUGUGUUCCUGUGUCUUGGUCUGUCCUUCUGGCUAAGUUAAAGGAAUUCGUCAUGGAAGAGGAAGGGCCAGAGAAAGAUGAGGCUUCAGUUCCUGUCAAUGAAGAGGAGGAUGCAGCUCAAAACGAUAUAGCUCAAGAAGAGAGCUUGAUCCCAGUUCCUGAAAAAGUUCCUGCAGCAGCACCGGAAAAAAGUUCUAGUCCAAUUGACAAAGAUGUUGUGCUUGCACAACUUGCAACAGAGAAGAGAAACGCAUUAGUGAAAGCAUGGGAAGAAAAUGAAAAGGCAAAAGCAGAUAACCAGGCACAUAAGAAAAUAUGUGCUAUAGGAUCAUGGGAGAAAAGCAAGAUAGCAUCUGUUGAGGCAGAAUUGAAGAAGAUUGAGGAAGAACUGGAAAAGAAGAAAGCAGAAUAUGCAGAAAAAAUGAAAAACAAAAUAGCUGAAAUGCACAAGGAAGCAGAGGAAAAGAGAGCUAUGGUAGAAGUCAAGAGAAGGGAAGAUUUUCACAAAAUAGGGGAGACAGCUCAAAAAUUCCGUGCAACUGGGUAUACACCGAAGAAGUUUCUAGGAUGUUUCGGCUACUAACUAAGACUGCUCACUGAAAGCUCCAAGGAGCGGAAAAAAGGGUUUUCCAUUUUCAUUUGUCCUCUGGGUUAUUCCUUUUCUAAUGUUCUUAUACACAAAUGUAUUGUUUUAUUCUGUGAAACUAUUCUAAUGUGUGCAUAUAUUCACUACACUGUGUGUACAUGUGGGGAGACUCAUUAAUAUGAGAAAUAAAGUUCCAUAUCAGUU
Molecule: messenger RNA, 1079 nt
Organism: Rubroshorea leprosula
Lineage: Eukaryota; Viridiplantae; Streptophyta; Magnoliopsida; Malvales; Dipterocarpaceae
Source: the annotation of a GenBank genome assembly